Phaethon lepturus (White-tailed tropicbird) is the source of this 1006-nucleotide messenger RNA. RefSeq names its product CD151 antigen-like. Lineage: Eukaryota; Metazoa; Chordata; Aves; Phaethontiformes; Phaethontidae. The record is from RefSeq and is a predicted model, not a curated record. Gene Ontology annotation, cellular component: membrane.
CUUUCUGCUUUCCUGAAUCCAGCAGAGGACCAGAGCCAGCAAGAAGAGAGGGUGUGGAAGAAAGCAUUUGAAGAGGACUGAACAUUUGCACUGGUGCGGUGAGCUGCUUUGGUGCUGAAAGGAGCUUGCUGAGCCAGAAAGAUGCGUGAGUAUACGGAAAAGAAGGAAACAUGUGGGACCAUCUGUCUCAAGUACCUGCUCUUCAUCUUCAACUUCUUUUUCUGGCUGGCUGGCGGGGCUGUGAUGGCAGUGGGCACUUGGACCCUAGCUGAGAAGAGUGACUACAUCAGCCUCCUCUCCUCCAGUACAUAUUCAGCAACUGCUUAUAUUCUGGUGGUGGCUGGGGUGGUUGUUAUGGUUACUGGCAUCCUUGUAGAGCGUCGGAAUUUGCUAAGAGUGUACUUCAUAUUGUUGCUGUGCAUCUUUCUCCUGGAGAUCAUUGCUGGAAUCCUGGCCUAUAUCUACUACCAGCAGCUGAGCAUGGAGCUGAAGGAAAAUUUGAAGAACACCAUGACCCAGAAGUACCGGAAGGAGGGAGAAGAGAGUGUUACCAGCGCAGUAGACAAACUGCAGCAGGAGUUCAAGUGCUGUGGGAGCAACAACUACACUGACUGGGCUGACAGCCUGUGGAUCAAAUCUCCAGAGGCCAAUGGACGGAAAGUCCCAGACAGCUGCUGUAAGACAAUAACUGACCUGUGUGGCCGAAGAGACCAUCCUUCCAACAUCUACAAGGAGAGCGGCUGCAUUACCAAGCUGGAAAACUUCAUUCAAGAGCAUCUGAAAAUUAUCGGGGCAGUGGGGAUCAGCAUUGCUUGUGUGCAGAUCUUUGGGAUGAUUUUCACCUGCUGCUUGUACAAGAGUUUAAAGCCAGAACCAUAUUAAUAGCUGUGGGAACUCUGUCGCUCCCCUUCUGCCACUUCCCUUAGCGCCUGCCAACCUGACCACUAUCCACCACCACCACAGAAGUGUCUGUAACCUGAGGACUUGGCUCUGUAAUUAAAUGCCU